AUGGGUCCAAAAAAGUUUCUAUUUUUAACAAUACCCAUCUUACUAAUUGCAAUUUCAUCAUCAUUAACAUCAUCUGCUGAUAUUAUAUCAUCAUCAGAUAAUAAAGAAAGUAAUUAUAAAAAUAAUGGGUAUAUAUCUUUUGGAAUUUCUGAAAAGGGUCUUGAAUUUGCUAAAGAUUUCUUAAUACAAAAUGCAAUUUCAGCUCUGAUUCCACUAAAUUUGCCACAAAUUGAGAAAAAAAUGAAAAUAGCAUUAGUUGGUACAGUUGAUAUGGUGGUUUCAAAUACAGUUAUAUAUAAUAUUAAUGUCAGUGAUUCAGUUGUAAAAAGUGGUGAUUUGGGUGUUACUAUUGUUGCUUUUGAUGCAACUGCUGAUUUGAGUUUUGAUUGGAGUUACUCUUAUAGUAAUUGGUUUUUUGAGAUUACUGAUAAUGGGUUGGCUUCUGUUCAGGUUAAAGGUAUGAACAUCGGGAUGACUCUUGGUUUGUCGAGCCAGCAAGGGACUCUUAGGGUGUCUCCUGUAGACUGCGGAUGCUAUGUCAACUAUAUCUCCAUAAUAUUGGAUGGAGGAGCAUCUUGGCUCUAUCAAGGAUUCAUUGAUUAUUUUGAAGAGGACAUAGCUAAUGCAGUUGAAGAUACUAUCACAAAGAAUGUUAAGGAUGCAGUGAUAAAACUUGAUUUGGUAUUACAGUCACUUCCAAAAGAAGUCUCUGUUGGCGACAUUGCUACGUUAAAUGUUACAAUCACUGAUGGUCCUAUCUUGAGCAACACUUCUCUUCUUAUUGGUAUCGAUGGAUUAUUUUCACAUAUUGACAGUGAAGUAACUUCUUAUAAUUAUGAGAGAAGUUUACUAUCAAGUAGUUCGUGUAACAGCCAAGAGAAUAUGGUUGCUAUUUCAGUACAUGAAACUGUGCUUAACUCAGCAUCAUCCGUGUACUUCAGUACAAAUAAGAUGUAUUGGGUUGUUGAUGAACUGCCAGAUAAGAAGCUAUACAAAAAUAUGUUGAACACUGCUGGAUGGAGAUUUAUAAUUCCUAAGUUAUAUAAAGAAUUCCCAAAUGAUGCUAUGAGCUUGAACUUUACAAUAGUGUCACCUCCUAUCAUAAGAGUUGAAAACGAUGAUAUUGUUGCUGCCAUAAACUCAGAUGUCAUUAUUAAUGUCAUGGAUGCUGAUGAUGUUAUCCCAGUUGCAUGCAUCUCGAUGGAGAUUGAAGCUUCCGGAUUUGCAGGAAUUUCGUUGAGCACUGUUGCUGGUGGUGUCAGCCUUAGCAAAUUCAGUUUGUCUUUGAAAUGGAGUGAAAUCGGCACCUUACAUAUGCUUCUUGUUCAGUCAAUGAUGUCCACAAUUCUAAAAAGUAUCAUUGUGCCAAUUGUAAAUUUACGUCUAAGGGUAGGAUACUCGAUUCCUGCUUUCCAUGGCUAUGGGCUUCAGAAUGCUUCGAUUAUCUAUGGGGAUUCAAAGAUCAUUGUUUGCAGCAAUGUUGGUCAUGCAUACGAGUACAUUCCUCACAUGAUUUUAUAAUGAAAUAAUGUGGAUGUAUACCUGCAUUCCUACUUGUUUGAAGUUUCUGAUCGGGAUGUCACAAGUUCAAAUCAUAUGAAGCCUCAGUCUCAUUGGGUAGGUUUCCUAUCUGGGUGUCUUGGAGCCUUGGUAUAUAUGGAUCGUGUAUCCAGUAAUCUUUGUACAUUAUACUAAUUAGUGCUAGUAUUAGAAAGAAGUUUGUAAAAUGUAGAUAUCAUGGUUGUCAACUUGAGACCAACAUUUGAUCAAUAAAAUGACCUCUGUAUGUUGAAGUA
Messenger RNA from Erigeron canadensis, 1796 nucleotides. RefSeq names its product putative BPI/LBP family protein At1g04970. Gene Ontology annotation, molecular function: lipid binding; phosphotransferase activity, alcohol group as acceptor. Bases 1 to 1521 code for a protein of 506 amino acids. Gene Ontology annotation, biological process: carbohydrate metabolic process. The record is from RefSeq and is a predicted model, not a curated record. NCBI's taxonomy places the organism in Eukaryota, Viridiplantae, Streptophyta, Magnoliopsida, Asterales, Asteraceae. The transcript is spliced from 6 exons.